UAACGAGAAGAAAAGGAGCCUGGGGGAGGGGGAGGGGGGGCGGGGGGAGGGGGUCGGGGGGGCGUAAGGUAAGGAGGGAAGCAAUUGACUGGGAGAUUAUGUUCACUGGGAACCUUAAGCGGGUGGCCAGAUGAGUGCGCCGAGGAGGAGUGGUCAAGCGGCACGGCGCAGUGGUGGUCACUAUCUUCAGGCUCAAGGGGGAUCCUUUGUAGCCUCGUCAAUUGCACCCAACAAUGCCGAUGGUGAGUCGGGCACUCCCGUUCCUUUGAUAGCUAACUUGCCUGAUGCUGCCGCAGCAGCUGUAGAUAGGGACAAAGGUGAACCGGCAGCAGGUACUCAAGACAUAGACCGUGAUGAGAAUUUGACCCUCCAGCUUGCCAGUAUGGAUGCGCGAGAAUUCCAAGGUCCAAUGUCCGGCUUCGAGGAAGCGGAACAACAGCAGCAGCAGCAGCAGCAACAUCAGCAGCAGCUGUGGUCUGAGAGUCAGGGAGGAGAGAGACGAAGGAGUAUCUCCGUUGGUCGAUCUGUAGAGUCGGAGAUGACGGCGGAUAUACUGAUGGAAUUCGUAGUGGAGAAACUGAAGCUCCUGAACUAUGAGAAAGAUUUCUGUCGUCGAAGAAAGCCCCCUUGGCCCCUGUUGCAUCGUUUCUACUUUGCGAUGCCCUCUGGAAACCCUAAUGAGCAGUUUUUCUAUUUUAGUAGCUUAGUUUCAUGGCUACUUGGGCUUGCUGGCCGGAAGGUCAACCCUCCGGGCCAGUUUGAUGACCCUAACGCCACUUGCAUAAGCAUCCUCGUAGAAUUGAGAGAUCUCGGGUUCGCGCAAGCGAGCUUUCCGCCUGCGAAGCUCAAGCAAGGGUAUGGCGACCUCGUCUGCAGCAUACUUGACGGCUUGGCGUCCUUCGUGCUGGAGAAGCAACGGUUUGUAUUCCGCCCACCAAUCCAUCCGUCUGACGAGGGUAUCGUUGAGGAGACUGACAUCGAUGUCACAGCAGAUGACAUGGCAGAGAUCGCUGAAGAGAUGGUUAUUCCCGGUUUGGAGGAGGAGGAGCCCUUCAUGCAGGAGGUUGAAAGGGAGAACGACUUCGGCAUCUCAGGUGAUGCAGAGGCAACCGCAGUGUUAGAGUCGAAGGUGGACCCCCAUGAGUGGAAGCUUGAGCUCGAACGUGUGGGACCGCAACUCCGUGUAACGGCUGUUGCUGACGUGAAGGACUGGAGGACGCACCUGGACCAGACGAAGCAAAUGCAUGAGCAGAUCACAAAACACCUCCCUGAGUGUAAAUUCCAGCUGGAGAAAGUGGAGAGCGAAGUUGCAUCCGCACUCGAGAAAUUGGGAACGCGGGAAAAGUACAUCAACACUCAGCUUGACCAACUGACACAAGAAUAUCGAGCCGUAAGGAACAGACUCUCCGAAGUGCAGGAUAAGCACAACAAAAGCAUGGUUAAUGUGUCGGAGCUUACAAAUGAGCUUGCAAGGGUAACGGAGGAGCUAGAGCGAGUGAAGAGGGUCAUGGACGAGAGAGGAAACGACAUAUCUGACGCAUCCCCCCUGAUUAACAUCAAGAAUGCGAUUCAGAGACUGAAGGCAGAGCUAAAGCAGAUGGAAGUGCGCAUUGGUGUUGUGGAGCACAACCUUCUUCAGGUGAACCUUAAGCAAAGGAACAAGGCCAACUCUGCAGGUCCUGCAGCAGACUCCUUUGAGACUGCCGAUGCAUUUCAUUGACUUUUUCUCGUGUAUUUAACUGUAUGUAAGUGUAUUAUACAUUCAGCUUCUACUUCACUUGUGCAGACUGCAGGGUUCCCCACUAGGAAAGUUUUUGUUUGCUGCCGGAUGAAAAACAUGCUGUCAACCUUCCUCGACUCUCUUGUCGCUGCCGAACAAAACCUGCUUAACAAC
Chara braunii is the source of this 1894-nucleotide messenger RNA. NCBI's taxonomy places the organism in Eukaryota, Viridiplantae, Streptophyta, Charophyceae, Charales, Characeae. The record is from the annotation of a GenBank genome assembly.